GCGCAAUGGCAAGACACAUUGGUGCCUCGCUCCUCCAAUCGAAGUAUCAAAUCGGGGCUAUGGGCUGUUGAGCAUAUAGAAUCUGAUGUGUACCUCUUGAAGCUUUUUUCAAUUGUGGGCGCGAGAAAUAAGUAAAGUAGCGCACAGAACUGAAACCCCUCGUUGCUCGUUUCUUUUUGCUGGUGAUGAGAGCAAGCCUCAGCGGUUAUUAGAAGCGAAUGAAAUCGGCUAGAGGAAAAAAAAGAAAGUGCUUCGCCAAUUGAGUGAGAAAAAGUGCUGGGCCUUUGAAACCUGUCCCAAAGAAAAAACGCACCGCCAGACGCGGAAAUCGCUGGAUUAGCGCAUAUAGCACCAAUGACGACAUGGCUUCCCCCCCUUUGAAGGGCUCUUCCUCCUCAUUAGCAUUUUUCAACAUUUUAACUUCAUAAUGUCGCGCGUUCAGCUCCGCACGCGCGCCGAAGACGGACUGCAUGAUAUUGGCGGGCUCAGCACAUCCUCGACGUUCCUCGAGCUCAAGCAGCGCAUAUCGGCGGCGACGUCCAUCCCGGUCGGGAACCUGCAGAUAAAGUGCGGGUACCCGCCGGUCCCCCUGACGCUCAGGGACGACACACUGCUGCGCGACACCCCCAUUGCCACUGGCGACACUCUGACAGUGGCCAGGAUUGAAGAACAAACACCAGCCACGCACAGUUCCCAGGCCGACAGCUCCGUGGCAGUCGGCGAAGGCUACCUAGUCCGGCGCACUGUCCCCGGCGACAACAACUGCCUGUUCCGUGCCCUAGCACACACGCUCGGCAAGCCUGACAUAACCAUGGAGCGCAUGCGGCAUAUUGUGGUAGACCGGAUCCUCGAGAACCCAGCAGUGUAUUCGGACGCAGUGCUUGGGCAGCCGGCCGAGCAGUACUGCCAGUGGAUUGCCAAUGCCGAGAGCUGGGGCGGCGGCAUCGAGCUGGCGAUAUUCAGCGACGAGUUUGAGGUCGAGGUGUGCUCGGUCGAUAUCCAGACAAGGAGGAUCGACAGGUUUGGCGAAGACAGGCAUGCGUCAAGGGUCAUUCUGCUGUACAGCGGCGUGCACUACGACUACGUGGCCUUCACAUACGACACAGACAGCCCCGCCGACUUUGACCUGACCAUGUUCAAUGUCAGCGACACUGUGGAUGAUGUCCUGGCGGCAGCCCGGGAGCUGGCCGACAAGCUCCGCAUCAAGCACGAGUACACAGACAAGGCGCAGUUUAUGCUGCGGUGUGCCGACUGCAACGCAAUCCUGCACGGCGAGGGCGAAGCGCAGGCGCACUUUAGCUCCACCGGCCACGUCAACUUUGCCGAGGUCGCGUAGCUUUCAAUACACAAAAAUUCCUGGUUGG
Messenger RNA from Linderina pennispora, 1364 nucleotides. Its product is annotated as OTU-domain-containing protein. Gene Ontology annotation, cellular component: cytosol; nucleus. NCBI's taxonomy places the organism in Eukaryota, Fungi, Kickxellomycota, Kickxellomycetes, Kickxellales, Kickxellaceae. The transcript has a single exon. The record is from RefSeq and is a predicted model, not a curated record. Gene Ontology annotation, molecular function: cysteine-type deubiquitinase activity. Gene Ontology annotation, biological process: endoplasmic reticulum unfolded protein response; protein deubiquitination. Bases 428 to 1336 code for a protein of 302 amino acids.